This is a messenger RNA of Ficedula albicollis (Collared flycatcher), 893 nucleotides long. RefSeq names its product T-cell leukemia homeobox 2 (gene TLX2). Gene Ontology annotation, biological process: animal organ development; regulation of transcription by RNA polymerase II. Gene Ontology annotation, molecular function: RNA polymerase II cis-regulatory region sequence-specific DNA binding; DNA-binding transcription factor activity, RNA polymerase II-specific. The record is from RefSeq and is a predicted model, not a curated record. NCBI's taxonomy places the organism in Eukaryota, Metazoa, Chordata, Aves, Passeriformes, Muscicapidae. Gene Ontology annotation, cellular component: nucleus. The transcript has 3 exons. Bases 1 to 885 code for a protein of 294 amino acids.
AUGGGGCGGUGUGAGGCGGGAGCCUGGGGACUCUGGGGGGUCCCACCCGGGCGCCAGCAGAGCCGUGUUCGCCUCCCGGCCCAGGCCGCCAUCGCAGCGGAUGGGGGAGCAGGAGGGGACGGUUCUGGGUGUCCCCCUGCCCUGCUCUCCCAGGCAGCAGUGGCGCCUCCCCUGGAGCUCCCCAUCCCCAUGGCCCCAAGCGCCCUGACCUCCCCCAGGGUCCUGCUCUGCUGUGCCUUGCCGGGGUCACCCCGAGUCCCCCCUCACCCUGCUGUCCCCACAGCCGCGCUGUCGCCCUUCGUGGCCACGCGGCGCAUCGGGCACCCGUACCAGAACCGGACGCCGCCCAAGCGCAAGAAGCCGCGGACAUCCUUCUCGUGUGCCUUGCCGGGGUCACCCCGAGUCCCCCCUCACCCUGCUGUCCCCACAGCCGCGCUGUCGCCCUUCGUGGCCACGCGGCGCAUCGGGCACCCGUACCAGAACCGGACGCCGCCCAAGCGCAAGAAGCCGCGGACGUCCUUCUCGCGGGUGCAGAUCUGCGAGCUGGAGAAGCGCUUCCACCGCCAGAAGUACCUGGCCUCGGCCGAGCGUGCCACCCUGGCCAAGGCCCUCAAGAUGACGGACGCCCAGGUCAAGACCUGGUUCCAGAACCGCCGCACCAAGUGGAGGCGUCAGACGGCGGAGGAGCGCGAGGCGGAGCGGCAGCAGGCCAACCGGCUGAUGCUGCACCUGCAGCAGGAGGCUUUCCAGAAGAGCCUGGCGCAGCCGCUGCCGCAGGACCCGCUCUGCAUGCACAACUCCUCGCUCUACGCCCUGCAGAACCUCCAGCCCUGGGCCGAGGACAACAAGGUGACGUCGGUCUCGGGGGUGGCCUCUGUGGUGUGAGGGUGCUG